UUUUGCUACUUUAAAAGCAGCAACACUGUUAUGAGGUCUGUGGAGGGGGAAAAAAUAAAUGUGAGAAAUUAGUAAAUUUGACAAGGUGGAAUGAAAUAAUUAAUUAUUAAUUACAUAUUGAAGGCAUGAUUUAUAGAUUUUCAUUUUGGUGUCGUAAAUUGAAUACUUUACUCAGUCUAUCUAAAUCAAAAACUAUGAAUUUGGAAAAGUGUUAUUUCAGAUACAUCGAAGGUGAAGAAAAAAUUGAUAUAACUUUUUUGUUAAAAGUUAAAGAAUCUGUUAGGCAGUUUAAUUUUAGUCGCAAACCAACAGAAAAAAUAGACACAUUGCUAACCCGCAUUGGUAACAAUAUCCAGAAAGUUGUAGCAAAAGGAAAUAAAAAGAAAAUAAUAAAUGAACAGCAAGAUGUAGCAGUUCAACUUUAUGAUAAGAAUAAUGCCAUAUCAGAAGAGUCUACAUGUAUAGAUUUAUUUUCAUUGCAAGGACCAAUUAAAUUGCAUGUUUAUAAUCAUAUAUAUGAAGUAGUAUUCAAUGUGCCUUGGGUUGUAAGUAUUAAUUUACCUCAGUGCAUCUUAGCUGGCUUUCCUGUUUAUCCUGAAAAUUUUGUUGUACAAAAUGCUGAUAAUCAAUAUAAUUUAUAUACUUGGUAUAAAGGAUUGUCAAUCAACGAAAAAGGAAAUAAUAUGAGUGAGAUUCAUAUAAAAUGGGAAACUGUUGGAAAUGAAAAUAUUUAUAUACCUACUACAAGAGAUAUUGGGAUGAAGUUGAAAUUGGAAUGUACACCUGGAAAUGAUAAAAUAACUGGACCUACAGUUGAAGUGGUAUCUAAAAAUGUUAUUGAAGCUGGACCAGGAACAUGUCCUUUUGAAACUAGGCAUAUGUUCACCACAACAAAGUUAACAAAUAAAAGUUUUCGUUGUGUGACCUACAAUAUUUUGGCAGACUUGUAUUGUGACUCAGACUACACUAGAUCUGUACUGCAUCCAUAUUGUCCAUCAUAUGCUUUGCAUAUUGAUUACAGGAAACAACUGGUCAUGAAAGAGUUAUUAGGUUAUAAUGCAGACAUAAUUUGUUUGCAAGAAGUAGAUUCCAAAAUAUUCCACAACACUUUAAAUCCCUUACUGGGAAUAAAUGGUCUUCAAGGGAAAUUUUACAGAAAAGGAAAAGAAGUUGCUGAAGGAUUAGCUUGCUUUUAUAGAAAAAAAAGAUUUAAUUUACUUGGAGAAGAAAAAAUAUUACUGUCAGAUGUUAUCAAAACAGAGGCUUAUCUACAAUCUAUUUGGGAUGCAAUUAAAGAUAAUGGUCCUUUAGUUACAAGAUUUUUGGAUAGGUCAACAGUGGCAAGUGCAACAAUUUUACAAUCUGUUGAAAACUCUAAUGAAGUGGUUGUUGUUGGCAAUACACACUUGUAUUUCCAUCCAGAUGCAGAUCAUAUAAGGCUUAUACAAGGUGGAAUUUAUGUGUAUUGGUUAAAUGAAAUUCGAAGUAAUUUGAUGAAUCAGAUGCCUGAAAAAAGAAUAUCUCUUUUAUUAUGCGGAGAUUUCAAUAGUGUUCCGUCAUGUGGUGUAUAUAAAUUAUAUACUACUGGACUUGCACCUAGCUCUUUACCAGAUUGGAAAUCCAAUACAGACGAGGCUGUAUAUAAUUUGAGUCUUCAACAGGAUCUUCCUUUAGGAAGUGCAUGUGGCACUCCUCCGUUUACUAAUUUCACUGCUGGAUUUGCAGAUUGUUUAGAUUAUAUUUUUUAUGAUAAAACUAAUCUAGAAGUUGAACAGGUUGUACCACUACCUAGUGAAGAAGAGUUAAGGGCGCAUACCGCUUUACCAAGCAUUGUCUUUCCAUCUGAUCAUAUAGCCUUAAUAACAGAUUUACAAUUUAAAUAGAAUUACAUUUUUAUUCCUAAAUAA
Galleria mellonella (greater wax moth) is the source of this 1907-nucleotide messenger RNA. Its product is annotated as 2',5'-phosphodiesterase 12. Gene Ontology annotation, biological process: nuclear-transcribed mRNA catabolic process, deadenylation-dependent decay. Bases 126 to 1883 code for a protein of 585 amino acids. The transcript is spliced from 8 exons. NCBI's taxonomy places the organism in Eukaryota, Metazoa, Arthropoda, Insecta, Lepidoptera, Pyralidae. Gene Ontology annotation, cellular component: mitochondrion. The record is from RefSeq and is a predicted model, not a curated record. Gene Ontology annotation, molecular function: 3'-5'-RNA exonuclease activity.